Molecule: messenger RNA, 1707 nt
Organism: Aspergillus wentii DTO 134E9
Lineage: Eukaryota; Fungi; Ascomycota; Eurotiomycetes; Eurotiales; Aspergillaceae
Product: epsin
Exons: 4
Coding region: 1-1707 (568 amino acids)
Biological process (GO): endocytosis; actin filament organization
Cellular component (GO): endosome; plasma membrane; clathrin vesicle coat
Molecular function (GO): phospholipid binding; clathrin binding
Source: RefSeq, a predicted model, not a curated record
AUGUCUAAAGUCGUGCGAAGUGUGAAGAACGUUACAAAGGGGUAUUCGUCGGUGCAGGUCAAGGUUCGAAAUGCUACAAGUAAUGACCCCUGGGGCCCGACGGGUACCGACAUGGCCGAGAUCGCUUCUAUGACGUUCAGCAGUCCGACCGAUUUCUACGAGAUUAUGGACAUGCUGGAUAAGCGACUGAAUGAUAAGGGCAAGAACUGGCGCCAUGUGCUCAAGUCGUUGAAGGUCUUAGAUUAUUGUCUCCACGAAGGUUCCGAGUUGGUAGUCACAUGGGCGAGGAAGAAUGUCUACAUUAUCAAGACCUUGCGGGAGUUCCAAUAUGUCGAUGAGGAUUCGAGAGAUGUGGGUCAAAAUGUUCGUGUUGCCGCGAAGGAGCUUACCUCCCUUAUCAUGGAUGAGGAUCGAUUGCGAAGUGAGCGAUCCGAUCGGAAGCUUUGGAAAUCCCGCGUGAGCGGGCUCGAUGAAUAUCAGAGCUACGGAAACGAACCUCCACCACAGCGUCGAGCAGAGCGACGUCGACGGAACCCUGAGGAAGACGAUACCGAAUACCGAUUGGCCAUUGAAGCGAGCAAGUAUGAAGCGGAGGAAGAGCGAAAGCGACGAGCCAAGGAGGCUAUGGGGGCAGAAGACGACGAAGAUUUGGCCAAGGCGAUUAAGCUGAGCAAGGAAGAGGAGGAGCUGCGCAAGCGCGAGUUGGAAGAGAGCAACGCGAAGUCGCUUUUCGAUGAUACCCCUGUGCAGCCCGCUCCAGCACAAGCCACCGGUUACAACCAGGGAUACCAGCAGCAGAACGCCGUUGACUGGUUUGGAAACCCGAUCAAUCCCCAGCAGCCCUUGUCAACCGGCUAUUUGAACAACCAAUACGCGCAACCCACCGGCUUCCAAGGCCAGCCUACUGGCAUGUCCAAUGGAUACAAUGGUUUCGGACAACAGCCAAGUGCCUUUGACCAAAACCCCUACGGCCAGCCCCAGAACAACUUCUUGCAACCACAAUCCGCCCUUCAGCCCCAGCCUACUGGUUUUAGCACGAACAAUCCAUAUGGAUUGGAUGUUUUCUCCCAGCAACCGCAGCAGCAACAGCAACAGUUCCCGCAGAUGCAGCAGCAGCAGGAGAGCUACCCCUCGGCCGGCAGUAACAACCCUUGGGCUUCAAACGGCCAGCAGCCCGAUGCUCUGAAACCCAUGCCCACUGGAUCAAACAACCCGUUUGCCGCUCGCACCCAAUUCCAGCCCGCACCACAGCCAACCACUGGCCCCCCAUCUCUCAACACGCUUGCGGAAGAGCGUGCUACAAACCAAUUCCCCUCUUAUAACCCGAUUGCCAACUACCAGGCCCCACAAACAGCGUCUCCAUCGGCACCUGCACCGCCGAAGAGCACACCUCCCCAGAUGAACAACCCCCAUCACAACCGUCUCAACGCUCUUCUUGCCACCGGAGAGGGACAGGAUACGUUUGGUAACGUCGGUGACCUGCGUAUUCCCGCACAACAUACCGCACCGGGCACCUUUGUCAACUCUGCUGGUCAGGGUCUAGACCGGUUAAGAGCCACACACACAGGCAACAAUCCCUUCUAUGGCCAACAGCAGUUUGUUCCGCAGCAGACAGGGUUCGCUCAGCCCGCCAGCAACCCAUGGGGUGGUCAGCAGGCAUACCAACAGCAGCCACAGCAGCAUGGUGGUAGCCUGAUUGAUCUGUAA